AUGGAAAAGGAUGAGCAUGAGAUGGAAUUCAUGCCCAUCACAGAACGCGUUCAAACCGUGAUUGAUGAACGAGAGCUCGAAGCUCUGGGCCGCAUCGCUUCCAGCAAGCUUGGACAAAAGCUAUCGGCUUCGGUUAGUCGCAAGGAAUCCCAAGAUCCAAGACUAGACCCCCAUAGCCCCGAGUUUGAUCACCACCGGUGGGCCCAGCAUGUCCUCAGCCAGGUACAUGAAGCCGGCAUCGAAAUCCCCUCUCAAGGUGUGGUCUUUUCGGAUCUCUCCAUCAGCGGCUCCGGUUCAGCCUUGCAGCUUCAAGAGACCUUAAUCUCGAGCCUUACUCUCCCAUUUCGGUAUGCGUCUAGAGCCCUCACAGGUCGCCUAUCACCCCCACGAAGAAUUCUGCACAGCUUUGAUGGGUUGUUGGAAGGUGGAGAGCUUCUCCUGGUCCUGGGACGCCCCGGCAGUGGAUGCACCACCUUCCUCAAAACCCUGUGUGGACAUUUGGGCGGUCUGACUAUGGAACCCGGCAGCUCUAUUCAUUUCGAAGGCAUUGAUUUCGACCAGAUGAUCAAGCACCACCGUGGUGAUGUGGCGUACAACAAGGAAGUCGAUUUGCAUUUUCCUCAUCUAACGGUGGGUCAGACCCUCUCGUUUGCUGCUCACGCCCGGGCGCCCCAUCAACGCGUCCAGGACAUGCCCCGAGAUGAGUACGUCGAGACUCUGACUCAAGUGGUCAUGUCGGUAUUUGGCUUGUCCCACACCUAUAAUACCAAAGUUGGCAGCGAGUUUGUUCGGGGCGUUAGUGGUGGUGAACGCAAGCGCGUCAGCAUCGCAGAGAUGUUCCUUUCCCGCUGUCGCAUCGGCGCGUGGGAUAACAGCACCCGAGGACUGGACGCCGCUUCUGCCUUGAAAUUUGUUCGAGCUCUGCGUCUUGCAGCCGACAUGGGUCAGUCUUGUCAUGCAGUCGCGGCCUAUCAAGCAUCCCAAUCAAUGUACGACCUAUUCGAUAGGGUUGUGGUGCUUUAUGAAGGCUACCAAAUUUACUACGGCCCCCGCGAUCGAGCAGUGGCUUAUUUCCAAGACAUGGGAUGGGCUAGACCAGAGCGUCAAGUGAGUGGUGACUUUUUGACUGCCAUAACCAAUCCCAAUGAGCGCAAAGCCCUUCCAGGAAUGGAAAAUAAGGUGCCUCGUACUGCGAAGGAUUUUGCAGAGUAUUGGAAGCGGAGCCCAGAAUACCAGAGUCUACGGAAACAAAUCACCGAAUUUGAUCAGCAACAUCCCCCCAAUGGCGAGGAUGCUCAAAAGUUCAAGGAAAGCCACGUACACCAACAAGCUAAACACACCCGCUCUAGCAGCCCAUACAUUAUGUCCGUGCCAAUGCAAAUUCGCCUGUGUUCUCGGAGAGCCUACCAGCGUAUGCUCAACGAUUUGCCUACCGCCUUGUCCCCUCUCAUCGUUCAACUGAUCCUGUCCUUGAUCAUCGGAUCCGUCUUCUACAACACCCCGGAUACCUCUUCAUAUUUCUUUCAAAAGGGCGCCGUGUGUUACUUUGCUGUGCUGAUGAACGCCCUCCUCACGAUCAACGAGAUCAUGCAGCUCUACAGUCAGCGGCCGAUUGUGGAGAAGCAGCGUGGUUAUGCAUUUGUCCAUCCGUUCACAGAAGCAUUAGCCAGUCUUAUUGUCGACUUUCCGAUCAAAAUCGUGCGAAUCUCCAUUUUCAGCAUUGUCUUAUAUUUCAUGGCGAACCUUCGUCGGGAGCCAGCCCAGUUCUUCAUCUUCUACUUGUUUCUGAUUUUCGCCGUCUUGACCAUGUCUGGACUGUUCCGCAGUCUAGGAGCAUUAACAAAGUCCGUCGGUCAGGCCAUGGCUCUCGCGGGUAUUCUGGUUCUGUGUAUCGUUGUAUACACUGGAUUUACGCUGCCUCAGCCCUACAUGCACCCGUGGCUGUCUUGGAUUCGCUGGAUCAACCCGAUCUAUUACACCUUUGAAGCUCUCAUUGCGAAUGAAUUCCAUGGCAAGAACUAUCCGUGCACUUCGGUAAUUCCUAGCUAUGGGACGGGUACAUCUUUCAUUUGCUCUUCCGUUGGUGCAAUGGCUGGCGAGAGAUUCGUCUCUGGGGAUGCAUUCAUCGAACAGAACUAUGAUUACUAUUACUCCCAUCUGUGGCGGAACUUUGGGAUUUUGAUUGUAUUCAUGGUCUUCUUCAACGCGGCCUAUUUGGUCGCCACCGAGUUCAUCUCCAGCGACAAGUCAAAGGCCGAGGCCCUGGUCUUCCGCCCCGGCCAUGCUCCAGCACACCUCCAAUCCGAAGACGAUGCUGAAGGCGGAGUUGUGAUCGUUAAUAGGCUUGAAGUGACACAUACGAACGAAAUGAUCCACCUGCCCGAGCAGAAAGAUAUUUUCACUUGGAAGGCCGUCAAUUAUGACAUUCCGGUGAAGGAAGGAACACGACGCCUUCUCGACAAUGUCAACGGCUGGGUCAAACCUGGUAGCUUAACUGCUCUGAUGGGCGUGUCUGGUGCGGGCAAGACAACUUUGUUGGAUGUUCUUGCCCAGCGGGUGUCUAUUGGAGUCGUGUCCGGCGAUAUCCUGGUCAAUGGCCAGCCCUUACUUCCAAACUUCCCUCGUCGCACUGGAUAUGUACAGCAGCAGGAUCUUCAUCUUGAGACCACCACGGUCCGCGAAGCACUACGAUUCAGUGCUAUGCUUCGCCAACCAAAGAGCGUCUCCAAGGAGGAGAAGUACGACUAUGUGGAACAAGUUGUCAAGCUCCUUGGUAUGGAGGAUUUCGCGGAGGCAGUGGUUGGAUCCCUUGGUGAAGGUUUGAAUGUUGAACAGCGCAAGCUUCUGAGUAUUGGAGUUGAGCUUGCUGCGAAGCCCACUCUACUGAUAUUCCUGGAUGAACCCACAAGUGGACUGGAUUCUCAGAGUUCAUGGACAAUCUGCCAGUUCCUUCGAAGACUUGCAAACCAUGGUCAGGCUGUUUUGGCAACGAUACAUCAGCCGAGUGCAACUCUGUUCCAGACAUUCGACCGUCUCCUCUUCCUGGCUAAAGGUGGAAAGACAGUCUAUUUCGGCGACAUUGGUGAACAGUCAUCUACUCUCUUGAAGUAUUUCGAGGCUAAGGGAGCCCGACCGUGCGAGGAGCUGGAAAACCCUGCCGAAUACAUCCUUGACAUGGUCGCCGGAGAGGGCUGUCUUGGCGUUGAUUGGCCCCAGGCUUGGAAUUCGAGCCAGGAGUACCAAGAUGUCAUUUCUGAAAUUGACCGGAUUCAUUCCAAGCAUCAAGGCUCCGCUCAUGAUCCAUCCAUCGACGACGAUACUGCCGAAUUCGCCAUGCCCUUGUCCACGCAGAUGGCGGUUGUUCUUGGCCGUUGCUUCCAGGGCUACUACCGCCAACCUGACUACAUCUACGCCAAGUUCAUUCUCGGCAUCGCAUCGGGUCUUUUCAUUGGAUUCUCUUUCUGGAAAGCUGAUAACACCCAACAGGGCUUCCAGAAUGUGCUUUUCAGCAUUUUCCUAUUGUGUACCAUCUUCAACACUCUCGUUAACCAAAUCAUGCCUCGCUUCGUCACUCAGCGAUCUUUGUACGAAGUCCGCGAGCGUCCAUCACGCAUUUACUCUUGGAAAGUGUUCAUCCUCUCACAGAUCCUCGUGGAGGUUCCCUGGCAAGUCUGUCUCGGCGUCUGCUCUUGGGUAUCUUUCUACUGGUCCGUCUUUGGCACUGGUCAAGACUCGGAAAGCCGUGGAUUGAUUAUGCUGUUCAUUGUUCAAUUCUACAUUUACGCGGCUAGUAUGGCUCAAUUUGUUGUGUCGGCUAUUCCAGAGCCCACCCUCGGUGCUAUGCUUGCGACUCUCAUGUUUGGUCUGUCUUUCAUUUUCAAUGGUGUUCUACAACCGCCUAGUGUUUUGCCUAGAUUCUGGAUCUUCAUGUAUCGUGUCUCACCAUUCACGUACUACAUCAGCGGCAUUGCUGGCACGGCAUUGCACGGUCGCAAGGUGGAGUGCAAUGCGGCCGAGCUCAGCGUCUUCGACCCCCGCGGCUCGGUAUACAACAAGAACGCCACGUCCAAUUGCCAAUACUGCAGUAUGAGCUCCGCAGACCAGUAUUUGGCUGCUCGGGAGAUUUACUACAGUGAUCGGUGGCGCAACUAUGGCAUCUUCUGGUGCUACUUUGUUUUCAAUAUCUUUGGUGCAAUUGCGUUGUAUUACUUGUUCCGAGUGAGGACUUCCAAGUCGAUGAUGGGGAAGGCCAAGAAAUGA
Penicillium daleae is the source of this 4260-nucleotide messenger RNA. RefSeq lists its product as uncharacterized. The coding region runs from base 1 to 4260 and encodes 1419 amino acids. The transcript has 4 exons. Gene Ontology annotation, biological process: transmembrane transport. NCBI's taxonomy places the organism in Eukaryota, Fungi, Ascomycota, Eurotiomycetes, Eurotiales, Aspergillaceae. Gene Ontology annotation, cellular component: membrane. The record is from RefSeq and is a predicted model, not a curated record. Gene Ontology annotation, molecular function: ATP binding; ABC-type transporter activity; ATP hydrolysis activity.